Messenger RNA from Cooperia oncophora, 357 nucleotides. The record is from the annotation of a GenBank genome assembly. Lineage: Eukaryota; Metazoa; Nematoda; Chromadorea; Rhabditida; Trichostrongylidae.
AUGCCCCAGCGGCGGAAAUCGGAAUCGCCCAACGCGAUUGAGGAGUGUUUGUUGAGGAGUUUUGAACCGCUUCUCUGUUGCAUCAUCUGCGCUGAGGUAUUCCACAAAGCAGUGAACGUCAUCCCAUGUGGUCAUAAUUUCAAUUUGAUCUGCCUUCUGCGGUCGGUGUGUUCGACGAAGACUACAAUCUGCCCUCAGUGUCGAGAACCGAUGCACGACAUUGGGCUGGCCUACACAAUCAAUUCAAUUGUAGAUGUGUUCCUUGAACUAUAUCCAGAUAGAAGACGCCCUUCCGACGAGCUCGAGGUGCUAGAUGUUAUGCUCAGAGAUGUCGUUAGUGAAGUUUCUCUCAUGUGA